Trichogramma pretiosum is the source of this 710-nucleotide messenger RNA. RefSeq lists its product as uncharacterized. The record is from RefSeq and is a predicted model, not a curated record. The transcript is spliced from 2 exons. Lineage: Eukaryota; Metazoa; Arthropoda; Insecta; Hymenoptera; Trichogrammatidae. Bases 128 to 622 code for a protein of 164 amino acids.
UACGUACGCCGAAUCUAAAAGUCUCGAGUAACUGUCAGUAUCGCGGACGACGUUGAACGAACUGAUUGUCGUGGUAUCCUCGUUUUUAUUUUUUUUUUGACUCUUGUCUUUUAGUGGACCGGUAAAAAUGGUGGCUCAGGAAAGAAGGAAGAGCUCCGAUCAAAUUGACCCAAAUAAUAGAGUCGAGGACGAUCAGUCCGAUGACGAAACUCCUCCGAACGGCGAGGAGGAGGGCCACCACCGGAGACAUGCCGGUGCACCGGCGGGCGGAAAUUCAGGCGAUGAGUCCGAUGACGGAUCGACUGUCACGAUACGGUUAAUAGGAGAAGACCCUGCCAAUGCACAUCUAUCACCGGAAGAACGGCUGCGCCUGCAUAUGGAAAAUUGGUAUCGUUCCCAGGUAGAAGAUACAAGUAGUAACACCCCACAGUUUCCACCGCUGCAGUCGAUAUGGGAUUUGGACCGCAAUGAUUGGUGCACUUUGGCUAUUCUAGCCGUGGGCUUGAUCUUACUUGGGUUUCAGGCCUGGUGUAUGAACAAUCGUAGAAUACGUGACAUGCAACAAAUAAAUGAGACCAUAACACUUCCACGAAAUUUUACGACGAUGACGAUGAAGGAAUAGACGCGGCAAUAGAAAUACAUGUUUUUUUAAUCUUCUCAACUCGAUUGAAUAAAUAAUAGUAAUUUUUGUAUUUCUAUAUGCACCAUAA